Diaporthe batatas is the source of this 786-nucleotide messenger RNA. RefSeq lists its product as uncharacterized. Bases 1 to 786 code for a protein of 261 amino acids. Lineage: Eukaryota; Fungi; Ascomycota; Sordariomycetes; Diaporthales; Diaporthaceae. The record is from RefSeq and is a predicted model, not a curated record. The transcript has 3 exons.
AUGCGGAACCAAGAGCAAUUCGCGGCUAUGAUGCGGAGUAGGGGGUUCCGGGACUUGAGGUUUCGGAUGAACAACUACUUCGAGUACAACCGCCAAGGGCGGGUUCGGGAACAUGAGCUGUCAGGCGAGACGCCGUGGGAUGAUGCGUUCUGGGAUCCAUCAAAGGCCCUGGCUCCUUAUGACCCGCCGCAGCGCCCACGGGUUUGGACUGAUCUCUACAACCCCUUCCAAAACGACGAUGAGGCCGUACGUGCCCAGCAGGCUGCGAACAUGCAGCCGUUCACGCGUCCCAGCCCGGAUUUUAUUCGGCCACCGAGUGGUGACGGAGGUAGGUCGGAUCUGGCGCGAUGUACACGGAUCAAGCCCAUUGCCCCGGGGCGAGAUGCACAGUAUACCGAAGGUGAUGCUGACGGUUCGGAAGACGCUGCUGUGAUAGCCUUCCGCGACAGGAUCCGAGCCCGUGGUCUCGAUAUCAGGUCGCUGCGGCAUGUGGGCAGCGGCGCCUCGUCCUUGGCUACUCUUUUUGAGUCCCUCAAACGCGCGGUGCAUGUUCUAAAAAUUCUUGAAUGGGAGACGGACAUCUUCGCCGGUGCCCCGCUCUCCGGGAAUGCGAGGUCGUUUGCUCGAGAAAUGGACAGCCGACAGGACUUGACUUACCUCGAGUUUAUGAAGGCCGGCAAUUUGACAGAUUUGAUAGGGAAAUCGGUGGCUGCAGGGGCCGCAUUUCCUAACGGUGUGCUGUGGAAGGUCUUCUUUUGCCGUAAGCGUAUCUGUGACUCAGUAUGA